Guillardia theta CCMP2712 is the source of this 414-nucleotide messenger RNA. RefSeq lists its product as hypothetical. The record is from RefSeq and is a predicted model, not a curated record. The annotation marks the transcript as partial. The transcript has a single exon. Lineage: Eukaryota; Cryptophyceae; Pyrenomonadales; Geminigeraceae.
AUGUGGAUCACGCAUCUGCUCAGCGUUUCACCGAACAAUGGUUUUGCAACUUACAGUAAUCAUCGAUCGGCAAUAAACAGCUUUUUCAGAGAUUUUCAGAAAGACCUACCGGUGGAAUUCAAGAAUGCUCUUCAAGAAUUCUAUGUUGGCCUCAAGAAAGAUCUGAAUCAGAUGGAUGCAACGGGUGUACUGAAGAUAACAACAGGCAAAGAACCUAUGAGCAUGACAACCUAUCGUUUGUUUUGCAAAACCAUGAUGUUUUCCGACAAGAGAAAUUACAUUUUCGCUCGCACCUUUCUCAUCAUUUGUUGGAAUCUUAUGUGUCGCGCUGGAAACGCCGAAUCUAUUCAGUUCAACCACAUGUGCUGGAAUGAAGAUCAUCUCCAAAUUUUCUUUGCUCACUCGAAAACAGAU